Gigantopelta aegis is the source of this 1147-nucleotide messenger RNA. RefSeq lists its product as uncharacterized. Bases 280 to 609 code for a protein of 109 amino acids. The transcript is spliced from 4 exons. The record is from RefSeq and is a predicted model, not a curated record. Lineage: Eukaryota; Metazoa; Mollusca; Gastropoda; Neomphalida; Peltospiridae.
UUUUUUAUGCCAUGUUGUGAAACUUGACAUCUGUGGUUUUUAUCAGUUUAGGUACUUUCAAUUUUAUGAAAUAUACCUAGCAGGAACUUGGAAUGUUAAAGUUAUUAUUUUAACUGCUAUUUCGAGCCCAGCAUUGGUGCUUUCUGUGUGAUGAGUUUGAAAAGCUAAGCUAAAGGAAAGGAAUAUUUGUUAAAAUUUAAUGUUUAACAACACCUCAGACUCGAUACAUUCUAAAAGUUACGGCUGCUGCUGAUGGGAGAACGUUGUUGAUGUGUCACGAUGGAGACGUCUAACAGUGGGCUGGACGUGGACAGUCCUGUCUGGGUUCCUUCGGCUUCUGAGGACGAGGAGCAAGUUCACAUAUUCAAGAAACUGAGUCGCAGUGAGAAACUCAUACAGUUCCUGACAAUUUUCAGUUUCAGUCUUUUCUUCGGACUCUUCCUGAUACAGGCCAACAUGGCGUGGCAGUCCUAUCAGAUGCUGCAGCAGCUAUCUCGAGGUCCCGACAUUCCCGACACGGUCUACAGUCUCUAUUUCGACUACAUGGAAUCGGGACUUGACCCCAAUCAGGUGGAUCUUCGUGCUAACACGACAAUAUUCGUACACUAGACUCCGAUGUACAGUCUCUAUUAUGAAUACAAGGAAUUGGAAUUCUUCCCCAUUGAGGUGGAUCUAUGUGCAUGCAAACACAACUAUAUCCGUACACUAGACUUCGAUGUGGCGGAUCCAGAAAAUCCAUUUAGGGGGGCCCCAAUGACAUGAGGCAGAAUGCCAACAGAACUUUAGGGGAGGUUUGGAGGGGAUCGUAAAAUAAAGAAAAUUAAUAUAAUUAUAAUAAAAUUAUAUCUCUUGCAAAAUUUAGGGGGGUCCGGACCUCUGCCUCCCCUAGAUCUACCUCUGCAGUCUCGAUUUUUAAUACAAGGAAUUUGGAUUCUACCCCAUUCAGGUGGAUCUAUUAGUGUGCAAACACGACAUAUAUUUGUACACUAGUCACUGACGUAUCACAUUUGUCAUAUAAUAUUUUUGUAAUAUAACAGUUACAUGUACCAUACUUCAAAUGAUAAUCCAGUGACAUCUUUAUUUCACAGGGUUUCAGAUUCAUGGGUGAAGGGAAGGAAGGGGGAGGAAGCAAAUCAAACAUUUUAUU